Rhagoletis zephyria (snowberry fruit fly) is the source of this 308-nucleotide messenger RNA. RefSeq lists its product as uncharacterized. The record is from RefSeq and is a predicted model, not a curated record. Lineage: Eukaryota; Metazoa; Arthropoda; Insecta; Diptera; Tephritidae.
GUCAAACCCUUACAUGAUGUGUAUCAACGCGAAAUCGAACUCAACCUUUGGGAGCCCAUCAAUCGUUAUUGGGCUGAAUGUUAUGAAGCCUGCAAGGCAGCCUCUAAGCGGCGCGGCACUUAUCAAGCUGAUAAUCGGCGAAUAUUCAAUCAAAAAAUUGUAAUGCCGUGGAAAGUGCGACAAGUUGAGGAGCUGACACGCCUGAAUGCUGCUGCGCUAGCGCAAAAAACCACAAAUAGUCAUAUUAAAAAGCGUUGGAAGACAGCAAAACGAUUUUUAUAUGGACCACGUGGGCCAUGGUUUACGGG